AUGGUUUCAAUUCCCAAUUCCAGUCUUUGCUACCAAAACGUCAGAGUGUUCCUCGAGGAGUAUAAAAAGACCGAGACACAAAAGCUGUUCAAAGAUUUCGCGGACAUCACCAGGCAAAAAUGCGAGGAAUUACUGAAGAGUAUGAAUAUCAAGGGCGUGGUACAGAGCAGAUCGAAAGGAUAUGACUCGCUGGAGGUAAAGCUGAAUGGUAUGAUAAAAAGUCCUGAGUUCAUGAAAUGGUUCGCUGGAAUCGACAACGGCGGCGACUUGCACUUGUCUGGAGAUCUUUUCAACGUUGGGAAGGAACACAACGUCAGCGGCGAUGGCAAGGACAACAUCGACAAGCAUGGGGAGAGAGAUGCGGGCGAAUGUGGCAAGCGAGGGCGAAGUAUCUACGAACAUCCUGACUUGGGAGAUCUUGCGGGCAUACGCAUUGGGUUGUUCUUCCCCGGCGACGUCGUCAAGUUCGCAGAGGCGAUCAACGAAAUCUUCAAUGUGUCACAUAACUUUGGCACAGUCAUCGAUACUACACGAUCUGCUGUCGAGAGCAGAAACCGGGACAUCCAGAUACAUGGAAAUGGGCGAUGGAUCAGUCAAUCCCCUGGCCAGGACGUUCACUAUUGGGAGCACUACGGAUACAAAUCAUGGCAAGUAGUCGUUGGAUGGAAACAGCCUCUACCCAAGGAUGUCGAGUUGAUCGAGACCACUCUGGCUCAGAGCGAGGUUUUCGGCCCACUGAGAAUAGAGAUUCAGGUCGGGACGGUGGUAACGCAAGCCUGGGCCGAGGUGCAACACAGCAUCAUCUACAAAAGUUCUAACGAUAUCCAAGCGACGACGACUAUGAAGCGAAUGAUUGAUGCCAUCAAUGGUCUCGCAAUCACGAUAGACAUCAUGCUCACGGAGCUGGAACGAAGUCAGGCACAGGCAGAAAAAGAAGCAGAGGAGCGACGAGAGUCUGAAAAGCGUUUUCAUCAGGACAGGCUUAUGAACGCUUGCAAAACGGGCGAUGUCCAGACCGUAAAGCGGCGUCUCGAGGACGGGGUCGUUGUGAACGCUACUGGUGAGGGCUAA
Molecule: messenger RNA, 1071 nt
Organism: Aaosphaeria arxii CBS 175.79
Lineage: Eukaryota; Fungi; Ascomycota; Dothideomycetes; Pleosporales
Exons: 1
Coding region: 1-1071 (356 amino acids)
Source: RefSeq, a predicted model, not a curated record